AUGCCAAAGGAUUUUUACUGUCCAAUUACCCAAGAUUUAAUGACUAUUCCAGUUAUUCUUAUUGAAGAUGGUCGAAGUUAUGAAAAAUAUGCAUUACAAUCAUGGUUAGAUCAUCAUAAUACAUCACCAAUGACUAAUAAUGUAUUAAAAAAUCGAAAAUUUAUUAUCAAUUAUAAUUUAAAAAAUGCUAUUGAAGAUUUUAAAGCAAAACGUUUAAAAGUUAAUUAUUUUCAAGAAUUAUCAUCACUAUUUACUAUUAAAUCUUGUCGAAUACCAAAAUUUUAUCAAGAUCAUCCAAAAUUAAAAAUUAAAAUAUGUUUACUUGGUGAUUCAUCAGUGGGAAAAACGACUAUAGCAAAAAAAUUACAAUUUGAUGAUCGAAUACAAACUGUACCGACUCUUGGUCCAGAUUUUACAAUUUUUUAUGUUGAUCAUUUAUAUGAAAAUCAAUAUACAAUUAUUAUUCAAUUGCAAGAUAUACCGGGUAUGGAACGUUAUGGUUGUGUAUAUGAUUCUCAUUUUCGUACAUGUCAUGGUGCCAUUUUAGUGAGUGAUAUAACAAAUAUAACUAGUUUAAAACGAUUAAAAACAUAUUGGUAUAAAGCACUUAAUCAAAAAGCUAUGAAUGAAGUUGAAUGUGUUCUGGUUUGUAAUAAAAUUGAUUUAUUUCAACAUAAAAACAAUGAAAUGUUUUUUGAACAAGCUGAACAAUUAGCAUCUGAUAAUCAUUUAUCAUUAUUUUAUACAUCAGCAUUAACAGAAAAAAAUAUUAAAGCCAUGUUUAAUCAAUUAAUAUUAUCGAUACUCGAUAAUUCAAUACUUUUAAAUCAAUUAAAACAAAAUAAUACACAACCUUUGGAUUUUAAUGAAUCGAAUAUAAAUUCAUCAAAAUGUUGUUUUUAA
This is a messenger RNA of Didymodactylos carnosus, 903 nucleotides long. The record is from the annotation of a GenBank genome assembly. NCBI's taxonomy places the organism in Eukaryota, Metazoa, Rotifera, Eurotatoria, Philodinida, Philodinidae.